Messenger RNA from Gastrolobium bilobum, 631 nucleotides. RefSeq names its product pterin-4-alpha-carbinolamine dehydratase 2, mitochondrial-like. The record is from RefSeq and is a predicted model, not a curated record. Bases 84 to 470 code for a protein of 128 amino acids. Gene Ontology annotation, biological process: tetrahydrobiopterin biosynthetic process. Gene Ontology annotation, cellular component: mitochondrion. Gene Ontology annotation, molecular function: 4-alpha-hydroxytetrahydrobiopterin dehydratase activity. Lineage: Eukaryota; Viridiplantae; Streptophyta; Magnoliopsida; Fabales; Fabaceae. The transcript has 5 exons.
ACCACCUUCGCAUCAUUUAUCUAAUAAAGCAUAUUCUCUCUCUCUCUCUCUCUCUAACUGUAAUCACCGUUCCUGUCCCAAACAUGGAGGUCAAGCCUUCACGUCUGACAGAUAAGAAGUGUGUGCCAUGCAAUCUGAAGGAAUUGCGACCCAUGAAUGAGGAUUCAGCACACACUCUAAUGCCACAGGUUGAUGAAUGGAAUUUGGUAAAUGAAGAUGGUGUAUUGAAGCUGAGGCGAUCAUGGACAGUAAAGACUUUCACCCUAGGAUUGGAAUUUUUCAAGAAAGUAGCUGUUCUUGCUGAAAAUGAAGGGCAUCAUCCUGAUCUUCACCUUGUUGGCUGGAAUAAUGUUACUAUUGAGAUUUGGACUCAUGCUGUUGGGGGGCUAACAGAAAAUGACUUCAUACUUGCUGCUAAGAUUGAUACGCUUAAUGUGAGUGACCUACUUAGAAGGAAGCCUUCAAACUGAGUUAACAAUGUUAGGAAGUGUUGGCAAGAACUAUUGCAUGUCUAUUUCCAGUAAUUUUUUUUUUUUUGUUUUAAGGCUCUGCAUGUCAUAUGGCAUCGAGUUGUGUUUUCAGCUUUAUGAUAUAUUUUCAUUUCUAUAUUUGCUUAGAGCUUCUUAUAAAA